AUGGUUGAUUGCUCAUCCCACGAAACAGACAUGCAUUACUUAUUCAAUGAUGUUUUGCAGCUUGAUUCGGGGCAAUUACCCGCUGGGCUAAGUUUGGAAUUGCGUUCUGGCUCAUUUUCACCUGGGUUGGAGGACUUACUGGAAAAGAUAGCCGCAAGUCCCAUUACUAAAUUCAAAACUGACAUGACCGAUGUCAGCGCUGGCUUUGACACAAAAAUUAGUUCCGGUUCUCUUUCUUUAUUUAAUGAUGUUAAAGACAAAAUUCAUGCUACUGGAAAUAGCCUCAGUACCGAAUACACACUUACAUUUCCCUGUCAGAAUUUCACCGAAACUGGCAAUUUCAACGGAGCUAGUGCUUGCUUAGACCCUCAAAUACUAUCGUUCAAGGGUUGCAGUCUGGAAAGGGAAGAAACAAACAACAGGCGAACUCCAGAAAAUUUAAGUUUAUCUGGUACAACGGAUACAGCCUGCUUCAAUUCACCAGCCCCUUCAGCAGCUCCCUUACGCCCUUUAAGAUCCUUGGAUAUUUUAAAUCGGGAAAUGUUUGGUGUGUCACGGCUGAUUGAACCGAAGAAACCGCGGCGCUGGACUAAAAAAAGAGAACCACGCAUAACGAAGAUUGCAAGGCCACUUAGAAAACACGUUCGCUUUGAAUACAGGGCCAAACAAGAUGAGACAUUCAAAAUCGUAUUCAAAGGUGGCUUCAUCAGACAAAACAUUAUCAGAUCAUAUUUCCCAGAGUCCGUGAACGGUAAAAUAAAGGUACCGGAUAACUGGAACCCAGUCACAGUACAAUUAGAUGAUGAGAAUUUCUACGAAAAGAUGUUGGAGAGCAUUAGAAAGCAGAUUGAACCAGCGUGUGGCCAUGUUAGAACGUAUUGGAAAAUGACCAAGAAAAGGGAGGGGUCCAAGUUUUUUAUAACAAUAAAAGAAGAAGGUUUUGACACGGAACCUACAUUUGGUGACGAUCAGUACUAUUUUAACGUGAUAUCUAAAGUGGUCGAGUCCGGUAGCUUUGGUCCUAUUGAACGUGGAGCAAGAAAUAAGGAUAAGAUUCAAAAAGCAAUAGAUAGGGAUGAUGCUGUUGGCAAUUAUCGUUGGUGCCAUUUUAUCACGUCAAGUGAAAUGAAGGGAAUCUUUGAUUUUUUUUUACAAGGUUACGAUUAUUGUGCUAAUGACAGUACCGUGUUGGAAAAACUCAAGGCAAAGUCCAAUCCCGAUCCCUUCAAACAUCAUGAAUCUAGAAUCAGAUCACAUAUGUUAGGAUACAUCUCUGGUAAAUCGUGUAAACUGCAUGCAACGAAGCUCAGUGGAAAACCUAAAAAGUUCUCAGAACAAAUGUAUCAACUAAUUAUGAGUUUCGACGAUUACAAGAGACCCUACAAUACUGCCAAAGACAUUUCGGUCAUGGAGAUGAAAUACAUGAUCGAGAACUUAUCAGAUCUCCUAGAGAAAUAUUAUUGGGUAGAUCCAUCUACUGUGCCUGACGAAGGAUAUCCUAUGCGUUCCUAA
Kluyveromyces lactis is the source of this 1512-nucleotide messenger RNA. RefSeq lists its product as uncharacterized. The transcript has a single exon. Lineage: Eukaryota; Fungi; Ascomycota; Saccharomycetes; Saccharomycetales; Saccharomycetaceae. The record is from RefSeq and is a predicted model, not a curated record. The coding region runs from base 1 to 1512 and encodes 503 amino acids.